Thermothielavioides terrestris NRRL 8126 is the source of this 1265-nucleotide messenger RNA. RefSeq lists its product as uncharacterized. Lineage: Eukaryota; Fungi; Ascomycota; Sordariomycetes; Sordariales; Chaetomiaceae. Bases 1 to 1110 code for a protein of 369 amino acids. The record is from RefSeq and is a predicted model, not a curated record. The transcript has 2 exons.
AUGUCUUCCGCUCUCCCCUACCGCCCCGCACCCGCCGUUCAGCCAUCCUCCACCGCCGCCACCGGUUCAGGUCCCGGCCCCGGCCUCGGCCCCUCCGCAGUUGCGCCGCCCUUCUACAACCCCCCUCCGCCGCCCAGCACAGCCAGCACCCUCGCCUACGCACCACCAGUUCCCAUCCCCGAACCCGUCCCCGGCCAGUACCAAACCUACCCCAAUCCCAAUUCCAACCCCAACCCCAAUCCCAACCCGGCUUACUUCCCUCCACAACCACCGCCACCAGCAGCAACAACAGUAACAACAGUAACAACAGCAGCGAGGCCUGGCCUCGCCGCGACCCGUUCCGCCGCCGAGUCGGCGCUGAGGGAGCUGGCGGCGCUGCAGCGGCAGCGGGCCAUGGUUGUUGCUGGUGCGCACGGUUCUUACCCCGGUCCCGGUCAGCAGGGGCCUGGUCAGCGUGCCGGUCAGGGUACCGGCGGCGGCGCCGGCGAGGGCGUCGGCGCGGGCGUGGGCGCGGUGAACGGCGCGGCGGCUGGGACGGCUGGUGCUGGUGCUGGUGUCGGUCAGGGUGGGAAGCCCGGUCUGAGGACUUCGGGGCAGGGUCGGGGUCAGGGGCAGGCGGGCCAGGAGCAGUUGGCGGGUGACGUUGAGGAGCGGGUGCGGGUGCAGACGGGGUUGGUACUAGGCGAGCUGGGGCGGUUGGUCGAGAGUGUGAGGGAGAUUGCGAGGCGGGCCGAGGGGGAGCGGUGGCGGCGGGUUUUGGUUGGGGGGGUUAUCGCUUCUGUCAUCCCCCUCGUCAAGAGGCUCUUCCGCCGGCCGAGGGACGAGGACGAGUCGGCCAACCGGACCGAGUACGCCUUCAGGAAGAGCAGGGGCCUCAUCUCGCGCAUCCUGGCCUCGACCCGCCGCCCGGGCCUCGGCACGCUGGCCUUCUUCGUGUUUGCCGUGCUGUACAUCUUCCAGAACGAGGUCUCGCUGCGCGUGGCCAGGACCGUGCGGAGGCGCCUGCGGCGGCUCGUCGCCAAGGUCGAGCAGGGCCGUGAGGCGCUCACCGACGACGACGUGAAGAUGCUCAGGGGGUGGAGGUGGAGAGUGCUGACCUGGAGCGAGUGACCGGCGAUUAUGCAAAGGCCUGGUGACGGUGAGGUUCGGGCUGAAAUUGGGUCGGGCGGGCACCAGAGCGCGGGACAUCUGCUGAGUCUGUACCUCGAGACACUCUCAUGAUGAUGUAAAUGACCAGUCACCCGCCUAUCUACUAGACAUUGGAU